ACACCGUCGGUGACCGGACAAUUUUUAAAUUUCAUCCACUAAUAUAAUAUUAUUAUGAUUAAACUACUUUUAUAGAUUUGUAGUGACAUUCGAUCGUGUAUUAUGAAAAAAUACAAACAUAUUUGCUUAUUAUAAUUAAUUAUUAAAUACUUUAAGCGUGAAUUCGUGACACUCAGAACAGAUUUACAAAAAGCUAAAAAAAUUUACAUACGAUUGUUUUUUGUGUCAUGAUUUCUCUCUAAGAUCUCCAAGACUAAUUUGCUAUACAUUUUGGCCAUUGGUUAAAAGUAUUUCAUAUUAUUUCAAUUAUCAAUUUUCACUGAUUACUAUGUCUAGCCAAAUCAAGCCAAUAAAUAAAUUGGACGUUCAUAAAAUAUGCUCUGGUCAAGUUGUAUUGAACUUGGCUACAGCAGUAAAGGAGUUAAUAGAAAACAGUUUAGAUGCUGGAGCCACUUCAGUUGAAAUUAAACUAAAAGAAUUUGGUAAAGAUUUAGUAGAAGUAAUAGAUAAUGGAGCUGGGGUUCAUCCAGACAAUUUUGAAGGACUUGCUUUAAAACACCAUACAUCCAAAAUUCAAGACUUUGCUGAUUUAACUUCAGUAGAAACAUUUGGUUUUCGAGGAGAAGCGUUAAGCUCAUUAUGUGCUUUAAGUGAUGUAACAGUUACCACUAGACAUUCAUCACAAGAGUGUGGAAUUAAAUUAGUGUUUGAUCAUUCAGGAAACAUUAAACUUAAAGUCCCUAUUGCUAAGCAAAUUGGAACAACUGUUACUUUAUCUAAUUUAUUUUCUUCAUUACCUGUAAGACAUAAAGAAUUUCAUCGAAAUUUAAAAAAAGAAUUUGGAAAAAUGAUCCAAGUUGUGACUGGUUACUGUUUAGUUGCUACUCAAGUGAAAUUAUCAUGUGUUAAUCAAACAAAAUCUUCAAACAAUGUUCUCCUAUCAACACAUGGUAGCAACACAGUAUUAGAAAACAUAUCAUGCAUUUAUGGUUCUAAACAGGCCAAUAGUUUGUUAGUUUUAAAAAAAGUCAUUCCUGUAGAUGAAGUAGAUGAUACAUCAAAUAUUUUUGAAAUAGAUGGCUAUGUAUCUAGUUGUGAUCAUGGUGGAGGCAGAAGUUCUAAGGACAGACAAUUUUAUUUCAUUAAUUCAAGACCAUGUGAACCUAUAAAAGUUAUAAAAACAGUUAAUGAAGUUUACCAUCAAUAUAAUCAAAAUCAAUAUCCAUUUAUUUACUUAAAUAUAACAAUUGCAAGAGAUGAAGUAGACAUUAAUGUGACACCUGAUAAAAGACAAAUAUUUUUGUCUAAUGAAAAUUGCUUAGUCUCAAUAAUUAGAGCCAGUUUAAAUAAACUGUUUGAAAAUAUUCCAUCUACUUACAAGAUUAAUACAUUGUUGUAUGAAUCGAUAUCAACUAAAAGACCAUAUGAAUCAAUUACAGAAAGUAAAAAUUGUAAAUUACUGAAAUUUGAUGAAAGUAAUGAAUAUGAAAGUAAAGAAACACCUAGUCAUUCAGAACAAAUUAAAGCUAAACUCAAUAAAUGGAAAUCUGAUAAAUCUAAAAUAGCUGUUCCUGAAACUAUAGAUAAAUUUCUUAAACCAAAAAUUGAGCAUAUUGAUAAUGUUCAGAAAAAUCAUUAUGAGGAAUUAAUAGAAAACAAAGUAUCUAAUAGUCCAUUAAAAUGUACUGAUACUUUUGAAAUUGAUGGCAAAGAUGAAAAUACUGAAACACAGAAACAAGACAAUAUUAAACUAAUUGAAUAUCCUGUUCAUAGUGAAAAUGUGGAUGAACAGAAACAAGUAAACAUUAAAAAUUAUGAAAACAUUUAUACACAUAUUAAUAAUUCAAAAGGUAAAAAUAUCGAACUAACUGAAUAUUCUGUUCAUAGUUCAAGUAGUGAAAAUAUAAAUGAUAAUACAUUUUGUUUAAAUAAUGUUACUGAAAAAUCAGAUACUGAAGAAGACAAAUAUGAUUCAAUAAAAAUGAGUGAAGUUAAAAAUGUAUCUAUUGAAGAUAUCAAUACUUACUGUGAUUUAUCUAAAAUAAAAGCUAAUGCUAGCAUAAAAAUAGACUCUUCUAUAGCACCCAAGGAAAGAAAAUUUUCAGUAGUUGAGACCAAUAUCGAACAAAUUAAACAAAGGCUGAACAAUUUAAGAUUUCAAACAUCUAAAAAACAGAAAACAAAAACAAGAUUUUUUGCAACUAUUGACCCAAGUAAAAAUCAACAAGCCGAGGGUGAAUUAAGUAGAGAAAUUUCUAAAGAUAUGUUUUCUAAAAUGAGUAUUAUUGGUCAAUUUAAUUUAGGUUUUAUCAUUACCAAGCUUGAUGCUGAUCUAUUUAUAGUUGAUCAGCAUGCCACUGAUGAAAAAUAUAACUUUGAAACAUUACAAAAUACAACAAAAAUCACAAGCCAAAAAUUAGUGGUACCUCAGCAAUUAGAGUUAACUGCUGUUAAUGAAAUGGUAUUAAUGGAAAAUAUUAAUGUUUUUCAAAUGAAUGGAUUUGAUUUUCAGUUCCAACAAGAUGCUGAACCAACAAAAAAAGUUAAGUUAACUAUGAUCCCAAUGAGUAAUAAUUGGAGUUUUGGUAAAGAGGAUGUUGAUGAACUUUUGUUUAUGUUACAAGAUGCGCCAAAUACUCUCUGUAGACCUUCAAGAGUUCGUUCAAUGUUUGCUUCUCGUGCUUGUCGUAAGUCUGUUAUGAUUGGUACAGUAUUAAACUUGAGUGAUAUGAGAAAACUUAUUGACCACAUGGGAGAUAUUGAACAACCUUGGAAUUGCCCUCAUGGAAGACCAACAAUGAGACAUUUAGUAAACCUUUCAUUACUAAACGUUAAAAGAGAAUAAAUAUGUAUUUUAAGUAAAUUAUUUACUAGUACGUAAAAAAUACAAUAACAACCAUAAGAUUUAUAAA
This is a messenger RNA of Melanaphis sacchari, 2912 nucleotides long. It is a transcript of the gene Pms2, whose product is annotated as mismatch repair endonuclease PMS2. Gene Ontology annotation, cellular component: MutLalpha complex. Gene Ontology annotation, molecular function: ATP-dependent DNA damage sensor activity; mismatched DNA binding; ATP hydrolysis activity. Gene Ontology annotation, biological process: mismatch repair. The transcript is spliced from 15 exons. Bases 329 to 2845 code for a protein of 838 amino acids. Lineage: Eukaryota; Metazoa; Arthropoda; Insecta; Hemiptera; Aphididae. The record is from RefSeq and is a predicted model, not a curated record.